Cladophialophora immunda is the source of this 2987-nucleotide messenger RNA. RefSeq lists its product as uncharacterized. Gene Ontology annotation, cellular component: mitochondrial inner membrane. The record is from RefSeq and is a predicted model, not a curated record. Gene Ontology annotation, molecular function: RNA binding. Lineage: Eukaryota; Fungi; Ascomycota; Eurotiomycetes; Chaetothyriales; Herpotrichiellaceae. The transcript has 3 exons. The coding region runs from base 189 to 2732 and encodes 847 amino acids.
GCAACGAUGAUGCUGGCUUGAUCAAGCUGCGCCCAUGGUAAUAGGAGCCGAUUAAAGAUACUUUGACGAGGAGAUCUUGCGCAUUGAUAAGGAAAAGGGGAUUAUGUUUCGAGCUAUGCUAUAUGUCCAUGGCAAGAUGAGGAGAUAGACCACAAAGUUCUCUGAACGAUGCUUGGGCCAUCGGCAGCAUGAUUCCCUUGAGGAUUGCACGAAGCUGUUGCGGGAGACCUACAGGUCUCCUAACGAACCACUGGAGGCAAAAGCAGGCUUCCACUUUCAAGAUUCCUUCUUCGACGACUAGACUCUCCGUGGUGCCCUCAGGAAAGAGGUGGACUUCUACUGAAGCUGGCGAUAAUGAGUCAGGCCACAUUCUGACCCAGAAAAAUGAAGGGAUCUUGUUUUUCGACAAUGUCUUUCCCUUGAAACUUCAAUGGCUCAAUCGCAUCCCCUACUUAAACCCUGACAAGUUGCUGGCGACAUCCCUCAGCAAGGUGAACCAACCCAAUCUUGCGCUGGCCGACACCUCCAGUAUCAUCAAGCGAGCACUUCCUGAAAACCUACCCCUCCAUGUCAAAACCAUUUUACCGAGACUGCGCGAAGGCGGAGCUUUUGUCAAGUUCUCCCACGAAGAAGGAAUCACUGCCACAGAGCUGGAAAGCACGCUGAAACAAUAUCUGGAGGAAAAGCCCAUUACACCAUGGUUCAAUCCUUUUCGGAGGGUUCGGGCCUUCUUGGUGCAAGGGAAGCCGUGGAUCGAAGAUCUGUAUCGCGUCCCUACUCCCAGGAUCAAGGUUGAAUUCUUGCCCACUGCUCCUGAGAACUCUGCGGCCGAAUUGACCCAAGAGACGCUUUAUUCGUUGUUCCGCCGGUAUGGAAAGCUCACAGAGAUCCUAUCGCAACCAUCCGACUCAAAGGUCGUCCCGAGAUACGCCUAUGUCGACUACACGCGGGUUAGAUUCGCAACCAUGGCCAAGAAUUGUAUGCAUGGUUACGUCGUCCCGGCCGCAGAUGGCGGAGGAAAGACUGGGACGCUCCUCAAAUUGAGUUAUGAGUCCAAACGCAAAACCUACUGGAUAUGGGACUGGAUGACGAACCACCCCAGGAUUGUUAUCCCCUUGAUAGUAGCUCUAUUAACAGCAGCUUCCGUCGCCGUGUUCGACCCCAUCCGAACUUUCUUCAUCAGGAUGCACAUCACGCACGGCCUUCACCUGGAAGACAAUCGAAUCUUCAAGUGGGUCAGAAGCCAGCUUCUGCGAGGCUACGACAUCAUCAGAUUCCGGAAACAGAAUCGUGACGAGGACAGCCUGAGGAUUGUCUGGGAGGAUCGCCAAGAUGCCAUCAACCAGUUGAAAACGUGGUUGAUCGAGACUGCAGACACAUUCAUAGUGGUGCAAGGACCGCGCGGCGCUGGAAAGAAGGAACUGGUCGUCGACCAAGCCUUGAAAGAUCGACCCCACAAACUCGUGAUUGAUUGCAAGAAGAUUCAGGAAGCUCGCGGAGACAGCAACACCAUUGCUGCGGCGGCGGCCGAAGUAGGCUAUCGUCCAGUGUUUUCGUGGAUGAACAGCAUCAGCAGCAUGGUCGAUCUUGCGGCAACAGCCACCAUUGGCACGAAGGCAGGGUUCUCCGAGACAUUGGACAACCAAUUGGCCAAGAUUUGGGGCAACACAACGACUGCAUUGAAGCAGAUUGCAUUAGCGCCGCGCAAAAAGGAUGACAAAGACGCGCAAAUGGCGGAUGACGAGUGGCUGGAAGCUCAUCCAGAGUAUCGGCCAGUGGUGGUGAUUGACAACUUCUUGCACAAAAACAAUGAGGGUUCCGCGAGUAUGGUCUAUGACAAACUGGGAGAAUGGGCUGCUGUUCUGACGACGCAGAACAUUGCCCAUGUCAUUUUCCUGACUACAGACGUGUCCUUCUCCAAGUCACUCAGCAAAGCAUUGCCCGACCGAGUUUUCCGGCAAAUUACAUUGAGUGACUGUACUCCCGAAGUGGCAAAGAAGCUUGUAAUCAAGCACCUUGACGCUGACAUCGCAGAAGACGGUGCAUCGGCCGAGGGGAAGAUUAGUCCGUCCCAAAUGAGAAGUGAUCUUGACGAGCUGGACGGAGUGAUCCAGGUGCUUGGAGGUCGACUGACCGACCUCGAGUUCCUGGCGCGGAGGAUCAAGACAGGCGAAUCCCCCGGAAAAGCAGUACGCCAGAUCAUUGAGCAGUCCGCAUCGGAGAUCCUCAAAAUGUAUCUUCUUGACGUCGAUGUUUCGAGCCGCAAAUGGACGCCUCAGCAAGCAUGGCUAUUGAUCAAGGAGCUUGCGGCAAAUGAAACACUCCGAUACAAUGAGUUGCUUCUGAACGAUCUGUUCAAAGAUGGCGAAACCGUGCUCCAAGCUCUCGAGCAGGCAGAAUUGAUUACGAUCGCAUCUAAGAAUGGACGGCCCUACAGCAUCAAGCCUGGGAAACCGGUGUACCAAUCCGCGUUCGAGUAUCUGACCGAGGACGACGUGCUCCGAGCGAGGCUGGAUUUGGCAAUUAUGACCCAACUGAUCAGCCUGGAGAACAAGAACGUGGAGAAAUACGAGGCGGAGUUGAAGACGCUGGGCGAGCUGCCUGGCAUGCCCAGCGAGUUGAAGCCCCGGAUCAAAUGGUGUCUGGGCAAGGCGAUGGCCAGCCAGGAGAAGAUCAUGAAGUACGAGGCACAGAGCGGGAAGUUGAAGAAGGUGCUUGCCGAGCAGUUUUGAUUCAUUCCAGGCGUCUCUGCCACUACUCCCCUCAAUUAGCAUUGUUCGAUAGCCUUUGUCGAGCGAGUGAAACUUGUAUAUACUCUAUAUACCCCGAACUGUGCUUUAUCCCUAGCAUUUUCGUUCAGGAAAGGGAGCGAGGCCGCUUUAAUCGGGCACGUGACGAAGCCAUCGAGGAGGCCCGGCCCAGGAGAGCGUCGUCGGAGCCAGUUCGGGCUCAGGAGCCCUCUAUCUUGAAUCACACUACAGAUCAUC